This is a messenger RNA of Cydia splendana, 608 nucleotides long. RefSeq names its product keratin, type I cytoskeletal 10-like. The transcript is spliced from 2 exons. NCBI's taxonomy places the organism in Eukaryota, Metazoa, Arthropoda, Insecta, Lepidoptera, Tortricidae. The coding region runs from base 89 to 484 and encodes 131 amino acids. The record is from RefSeq and is a predicted model, not a curated record.
UAUACGCCGUCUAGUACAAACGUUAUUGCUGGUUACUUGAUGGUAUUACGUGUCAAUUAAUUAAUUAAGUAUUAAUUAAUUAUUAAAAAUGUGGGCUGGACCUCCACAUGAUGACGGCGCCGGAGGCAUUCACUUUGUGGACGGUCAGCCAGUCCAUGACGGCAAUUUCGGUGGAUCAAACUUCGUCCACGGAGGAAUUGACGUAGCCGAUGGCAAUUUCGGUGGAUCAAACAUCGUACACGAUGGAAUAAAUGUCGCAGAUGGCAAUUUUGGGGGAUCAAAUUUUGUAGAUGGGGGGGUAAAUGUGGUAGAAGGUGAUUAUGGUGGGGUAAAUGUGGUAGAAGGUGAUUAUGGUGGGGUAAAUGUGGUAGAAGGUGGUUAUGGAGGUGGAUCAGCAAUGAGGGCGUUUAGCGGGGAAGUGGAAGCGGAAGCGGAAGCGGAGGAACCGGCGGAAGCGGAGGAGGAGCCAGAAGAAGCCGAAUAGAAUUAGUUUAGUUUGUUGUUGGUCUUAUGGCACCUUGACGUUUAUUUAUUUAUUUAAUUGCAUAGGAAAUAAAACACAACGGCGGACUUAAUGUAUUCGACUAGUCAACCGUCAGGCCAAACAG